Penicillium pulvis is the source of this 2607-nucleotide messenger RNA. RefSeq names its product karyopherin beta. The record is from RefSeq and is a predicted model, not a curated record. Lineage: Eukaryota; Fungi; Ascomycota; Eurotiomycetes; Eurotiales; Aspergillaceae. Gene Ontology annotation, cellular component: nucleus; cytoplasm. The coding region runs from base 1 to 2607 and encodes 868 amino acids. The transcript is spliced from 4 exons. Gene Ontology annotation, molecular function: nuclear import signal receptor activity; small GTPase binding. Gene Ontology annotation, biological process: protein import into nucleus.
AUGGAUGCUCGCCAGGUGUUAGAAAGCACCUUGUCGCCUGAUGCGGCGGCACGUUCCAACGCUGAGCAGCAGCUCGCUCACGCCGCGGAGGUCGACUUCGCUGCCUACCUUGUCACCCUGGGUCAGGAACUCGCCAACGAUAGCACCCCUUCCCACAUCCGUGUUUCUGCCGGUAUCGCCCUGAAGAACGCUUUCACCUACAGAGAUGCAGCCAAGCUGCGAGAGGUGCAGCAGCGAUGGAUCCAACAAAUCCCCACCGAGACCAAGGCACAGGUUAAGGAGCUCGCAAUUAAGACAUUGGCAUCUGACACUCGAGUCGGAAACGCCGCCGCCCAGUUGAUCGUUUCUAUUGCUGCUAUCGAGUUGCCCCGCAAUGAGUGGCCCGACCUUAUGAAUAUCCUCGUCCAGAACGUCGCAAGCGGAUCGGACAACCUGAAGCAGUCCUCCCUGGCCACUAUUGGUUUCAUUUGCGAGUCUCAAGAUCCUGAUCUUCGCCAGAGCCUGACCGCGCACUCUAAUGCUAUUCUGACCGCCGUUGUCCAGGGUGCUCGGCGCGAGGAGCCGAACAUGGACGUUCGUUAUGCUGCUAUUGCCGCUCUUAGUGACGCGGUUGAUUUCGUGCGCUCUAACAUGGACAACGAGGGUGAGCGGAACUACAUCAUGCAGGUUGUCUGCGAGGCCACUCAGGCCGAGGAGGUCCGUGUGCAGGCUGCUGCAUUCGGCUGCUUGAACCGCAUUAUGGGCGCAUACUACGAGAAGAUGCGCUUCUACAUGGAGAAGGCUCUGUUUGGCCUUAGCAUCAUGGGUAUGAAGAGUGAGGAGGAAGAGGUCUCUAAGCUCGCCAUUGAGUUCUGGUGCACUGUGUGUGAGGAGGAGCUGUCCAUUGAGGACGAUAAUGCUGAGGCUCAGCAGGAAGGUACCGAGACCCGUCCGUUCUUUGGCUUCGCUCGUGUGGCUACCCGCGAGGUUGUCCCUGUUUUGUUGCAGACUAUGUGCCGCCAGGAUGAGGACGCCACUGAUGAUGAAUACAAUGUUUCGCGUGCUGCUUACCAGGCUCUGCAGCUGUACGCCCAGUGCAUUCAGGGCGAGAUUAUCCAGCCCGUUGUCGCUUUCGUUGAGGAGAACAUCCGCAACGAAGACUGGCACCGCCGCGAUGCUGCUGUGGCUGCAUUUGGUGGUAUUAUGGACGGCCCUGAGCCCGCUGUGCUGGAGCCUUUGAUCAAGCAGGCUCUUCCUGUUCUUCUGGGCAUGAUGGAGGACAGCUCCGUCGUAGUCCGCGAUUCUACUGCCUAUGCUCUGGGCCGCGUCUGCGAGUGCUGCCCUGAGGUUCUGGAUCCUGAUGUUCACCUGCAGCCAUUGAUUUCUUGCCUCUUCAAUGGCCUUGCCAGUAGCCCUAAGAUUGCCAGCUCCUGCUGCUGGGCUCUCAUGAACGUCGCCGAUCGCUUUGCUGGUGAUGGCGGUUCCCAGACCAACCCUCUUUCCAAGCACUUUGAGGACAGCAUCAAGUCUCUAUUGACUGUGACUGAGCGCCAGGAUGCCGAUAACCAGCUCCGUACUGCUGGUUACGAAGUUUUGAACUCGUUCGUCAUGAACUCUGCCCACGACAGCCUUCCUAUGGUUGCUACCCUUUCGGAUGUUAUCCUCCAGCGUCUCGAGCAGACCAUUCCCAUGCAGCAGCAGGUUGUCAGCCCCGAGGACCGUAUGCUCUUGGAGGAGAUGCAGACUAGCUUGAUCAGUGUUAUCUUGGCCAUUGUUCAACGCUUCGAGGUUGACAUCAAGCCCCAGGCUGACCGUAUCAUGGGGGUGUUGCUUCAGGUUCUGUCGACUGUUGGUCCCAAGUCCAGUGUGCCCGAUGUUGUCUUCGCCACUGUGGGUUCCAUGGCCAGCGCUCUGGAGGACGACUUCAUCAAGUACAUGGAGUCCUUCUCUCCCUUCUUGUACAAUGCUCUGAGCAACCAGGAAGAGCCUGGUCUGUGCGCUAUGGCCAUUGGCCUUGUCAGUGACAUUGCGCGUGCCUUGAACGAGAAGGUCCAGCCUUACUGCGACACCUUCAUGAACCUCCUGCUUAACAUCCUCCGCACCUCCACCAACCAGCUUAAGCCGGCUAUCUUGGAGACUUUCGGUGACAUUGCUCAGGCCAUCGGCACUGCCUUUGACACCUACCUGAGCGUUGUUGCUGGUGUUCUUCAGCAGGCCUCUUCGGUCACCACUAGCUCUGACCUCCCAUACGAUAUGGUGGAGUACAUUGUCUCCCUGCGCGAGGGUAUCAUGGAUGCCUGGGGCGGUAUCCUUCUCUCCUACAAGGGCAGCCCUCAGAUCGUCCAGCUCCAGCAAUACGUCGAUUCUAUCUUUGAGUUGCUCCACAAUAUCUCCAAGGAGGGUGACCGCAGCGAGGGCUUGAUGCGCUCCUCUAUGGGUGUCCUUGGUGACCUUGCUGAUGCAUUCCCCAACGGCGAGCUCGCUGCCUACUACCGGAACGACUGGGUUACCACCCUUGUUCGCGAGACCCGUGCUACCCGUCAAUACAGCCCGCGUACCAUUGAAACCGCUCGCUGGACCCGUGAGCAGGUCAAGCGCCAAAUUAACCUGGGCACCGGUAUGGCUUAA